Zalophus californianus (California sea lion) is the source of this 3679-nucleotide messenger RNA. It is a transcript of the gene CNKSR3, whose product is annotated as CNKSR family member 3. Gene Ontology annotation, molecular function: protein binding. Gene Ontology annotation, biological process: regulation of signal transduction. Gene Ontology annotation, cellular component: cytoplasm; membrane. Bases 1180 to 2607 code for a protein of 475 amino acids. The record is from RefSeq and is a predicted model, not a curated record. The transcript has 14 exons. Lineage: Eukaryota; Metazoa; Chordata; Mammalia; Carnivora; Otariidae.
UGUAUUGUUGCUCACACCGAGACAGACUGUUCUGCUACCAAUAGGACCCAGGCCUCACCCAAGCCAAAGGGCUCUCCAGGAUGCCCGCACGCUCUACAACCCGCUUCUUGAAAAGGAAGGUAGGGCCCGGGACACUCCGACUGUUUGUGCGAAGGUCCUAGAGAGGGAAGGUAACCGGAGUCGGCCUUUUCGGGCGGAACCACCCCCUCCCACGAGUUUCACUGGGUCCUCGGCCCCGCCCCUCUUUUAUUCCGCGAGCAGCGACCCGAGCUGAAACUUUGUAACCCGAGCGCGCUCGGCCCGCGCUCCUCCCUGCCCAAGUCCAGCCCCGGAGGGAGGUGCAGGAGGUGGGACCUGCGGCCGGGAAGGCUCGGGGACGCCAGCGCGCGCGGAGCGGAGACCCAGGGAGAGCACGCCGCGAAGAGGAGGAGCUGAAGCGGGAGCGGAGCGCGCGGCGGGAGAGCCGGAGGAAGUGGUGCGGGCCAUCGGCUCAGUCGAGCGGCGGGGAGCAGCUGGGCCCAAGAGCCCCGAGCUGAGCCGAGGCCAGGGGGCCUGGGUCACGGUCCCGCGUCCCCGCAGCUGCCGUCGCCCAGGAGCGGCAGCUGUGCCCGGGCUCCCCGCGGCGGCGGGAAGGGGGUAGGAGGAGCUGCAGCUGGACGGUGGCAGCUGGAGGAGGAGCCGCGCGGCUGUCCCGUGCGCCCGGGAGGGGGCCGCGCUGGGAUGACCCGCUGACCGCGGCCAUGCAGCCUUGACGGGACGCUCCGGCGCACGGGGACCAGCUGCGGGGCGCGCCCUCUCGGGAAGGGGCAGCGGGCCCUGGUAGCAAGACUUAAACCGUCGACUUUAGCCUCGCUGGGAGCAAAACCGUUUACCAUGGAACCCGUGACCAAGUGGAGCCCCAAGCAAGUGGUGGACUGGACUAGAGAUCAUCAAGAACUGACCUGUUCCUAAGUCCUCAUCUCCUUCGUCGUGGAAGGCCUUGCACUUGGUGGGUUAGAUGACUGCCUGCAGCAGUAUGUCCACAAGUUUGAACGGGAGAAGAUAAAUGGAGAGCAGCUGCUGCAGAUUUCCCAUCAGGAUCUUGAGGAGCUGGGGGUCACGCGAAUUGGACACCAGGAACUUGUGUUGGAGGCUGUCGACCUUCUCUGUGCGCUGAAUUAUGGCCUGGAAACUGAUAAUAUGAAGAACUUAGUUCUGAAACUGCGAGCAUCUUCCCACAACUUACAAAAUUACAUAAGUAGCCGGAGGAAAAGUCCGGCUUAUGAUGGAAACACUUCCCACAAGCCCCCCAAUGAGUUCCUGACUUCGGUGGUGGAGCUAAUAGGUGCUGCUAAGGCCUUGUUGGCUUGGCUGGACCGGGCUCCAUUUACAGGGAUCACGGAUUUCUCAGUAACGAAGAACAAAAUCAUUCAGCUUUGCCUGGACCUGACAACUACCGUCCAGAAGGAUUGCCUUGUAGCAGAAAUGGAGGAUAAAGUUUUAACCGUAGUCAAGGUUUUAAAUGGCAUCUGUGACAAAACAAUACAAUCUACUACGGAUCCUGUUAUGAGCCAGUGUGCAUGUCUGGAGGAGGUUCACUUGCCGAACGUUAAACCUGGGGAAGGCCUGGGCAUGUACAUCAAAUCAACCUAUGAUGGAUUGCACGUGAUUACUGGAACCACAGAGAACUCUCCUGCAGACAGAUCUCAGAAGAUUCAUGCUGGUGAUGAAGUCAUUCAGGUUAAUCAGCAAACUGUGGUGGGAUGGCAACUAAAAAAUCUGGUGAGAAAAUUGAGAGAGAAUCCUACAGGAGUCGUAUUACUGCUUAAGAAGCGCCCCACGGGUUCUUUCAACUUUACCCCUGCUCCCCUGAAAAACCUCCGGUGGAGACCGCCCCUGGUGCAGACCUCACCUCCACCCACGACGGCCCAGCCCCCUGAAAGCGCUAUGGACACCUCGCCGAAGAAGGAGAAGCCAGCCAUCCUGGAUCUCCAUAUUCCUCCUCCACCAGCUGUUCCCUACUCCCCCCGGGAUGAGAAUGGGAGUUUUCCUUAUGGAGGCCUCAGUAAAUGUAAACAGCCAUUGCCUGGUCCUAAGGGUUCUGAGUCACCAAACUCCUUCCUGGACCAGGAGAGCCGAAGACGGAGAUUUACCAUUGCUGAUUCCGAUCAGUUGCCUGGGUAUUCGGUGGAAACCAAUAUUCAGCCCACAAAAAUGAGAGAGAAAACACCAUCUUAUGGCAAGCCCCGGCCUUUGUCCAUGCCUGCAGAUGGGAGCUGGAUGGGGAUAGUGGACCCUUUUGCCAGACCUCGAGGUCAUGGGAGAAAGGGUGAGGACGCCCUCUGCCGGUAUUUCAGUAAUGAGCGGAUCCCUCCCAUCGUCGAAGAAAGCUCCUCUCCCCCGUACCGGUUCUCACGGCCCCCAGCGGAGAGGCAGCUGGUCCGCGGCGCAGACUACGUCCGGGGGAGCAGGUGCUACAUCAGUUCGGAUCUCCACAGCAGCGCCACGAUUCCGUUCCAGGAGGAAGGGGCCCGAAAGAAGCCGGUCUCCUCGGCGGCCAAGUCCUCCUCUACAGAACCGUCCCUGCUGGUCAGCUGGUUUACUCGCCUCAAACUGUUGACUCACUGAGCCCCGCCCUCCAGGGCCUCUUCCCCGUCUCCCGCUUGCAAGUGCCUUGCUUCUUCAGUUGACAACCUGUUCUGGUUUUCAUCCACAGUAUUAUGUAGUGACCUUAUGCAAUUUCAUCGUUAGUUUUCAUUUGGAAGUCGUAGACUGCCCUUCUCGGAAUUUUGAAGUAAUUGGAUGGGAAGAAAUCCGGAGGAUCUUAGGUGUUGCCUUGUGGAGGCAGAAGGAGAGAAAUGAGUGGAGUCCGCUUUUCUUGCUUCCUUAGGGUCGGAACACGGAGACACACUGUAAACUGGGGCCUGGGCCAGGAAUGUUAUGGUCAUGAGGACGAACUGGGCCGUCGUUGGUGCUGGGGGUGGGGCUGAAGUUGGUGUCCCUUGUCACAGAGAUGUGUUGGUUUGUGGUCCAACUUCUUCACCUGAAAAAGCCAGUGGAGAAAACAUUUUUGUUUUGAUUUUUCAAGCUACAUACCAUAUUUGUAAGUGUAGCAGCUUUGACUUUGAAAUAACAUGUGGCAUGCAUUUCAUGCUGUUUCAAAGAAGUGGUUUAAGUAAUUGUAGGCCUGUUACACUUGGCUAUUCCCUUUUUGUAACAUUCUCAGUAUGUAGGUCAGUUAAUACAGAAACACAUGAACGCAUUGAUAGGGCUUAUUACACACAGAGAAGUUUAUGGUUAUUUGUGAGGGGUGUCGUUGUUGUUAUAUAUUAUUGUCUUUAAGGGAAAAGAAGCUAUAAGAUUUGCUGACAGCCAAAGUAUCAUUCAGAACAAUGAAGCAACAAUAUUUAGGUUUACGAGAGAUACAUCCGUUUCCAUUUUGACUGUGUAACGUCUGCCUUCCAGAAACAAAACAAAACAAAACAGGCAGUUCUUCAAACUUGUAUAUAUUUUGCUAAACAGAAAUUUCUUGGAAAGUCUCAUGGUCACUAAUUUUCAACUAGCAUCAGGUAUUUUGGAAAAGUGUGUCAGGAUAUUAACUCUUGUUUAAACUGAAUGUAUGAUAUUUUGUUAGAACAGAAAAGUACUAUCUUGUUAAUUUAAGUGUUUUAAAUAUAGUUGUAUAUUUUUCUUACUCUUA